This is a messenger RNA of Callorhinchus milii (elephant shark), 741 nucleotides long. Its product is annotated as gamma-crystallin N. The coding region runs from base 89 to 640 and encodes 183 amino acids. Gene Ontology annotation, biological process: visual perception; lens development in camera-type eye. Gene Ontology annotation, molecular function: structural constituent of eye lens. The record is from RefSeq and is a predicted model, not a curated record. The transcript is spliced from 4 exons. Lineage: Eukaryota; Metazoa; Chordata; Chondrichthyes; Chimaeriformes; Callorhinchidae.
CCCAGGAGUAUAUAUUGGGGUGUCCAAUUUUUCUUUGGUGUCAAAGCAUUCUGGCAUUUAGUUCUGUUGGACACAAUCCAGUAGCAACAUGUCACAGUAUUCUGGCAAGAUCGUUUUCUAUGAGGGGAAAUGCUUCACUGGUCGGAAGCUGGAGGUGUAUGGUGACUGCGACAACUUCCAGGACAAGGGUUUCAUGAACAGAGUCAACUCCAUCCGCGUGGAGAGCAGUGCCUGGAUCUGCUAUGAUCACCCUGACUUCAAGGGCCAGCAGUACAUCCUGGAGCGGGGCGAGUACCCCGAGUUCCACCGCUGGAACGCUCACAACGACCACAUGGGCUCCUGCAAGCCUGUGAGAAUGCAUGGCGAGCAUUACAGAAUAGAACUGUUUGACACCUGCAACUUCACUGGCCAAUGCAUGGAGUUCUGUGAGGACUGCCCAUUCCUGCAGGGCAGAGGCUGGAAUAAGACCUGUGUGAACUCCCUCAAGGUUUACGGCGAUGGAGCCUGGGUUCUGUAUGAAGAGCCAAACUAUCGCGGCAGAAUGUACAUCGUGGAGAGAGGAUACUAUCAUUCCCACUCGGUGUGGCAGAGCCAAAGUGCCAACAUCCAGUCCAUUCGCAGAGUGGUCAAUUACUUCUAGUGAGAUAGACAAAGAGAAUCAUCUCAUCCCUCCUGCCGAAAUCAAACUUGAACCUUCAAAAUAAAUAAAACAUAACAGCAUGUUUUGAAAAAGAGAAUAUC